AACUUUUGAGCUGGAAAUAGAAGGCGACAGCUACAAGGGCAUGCCGUUUGUACUCAAUGCUGGUGAAAGGUGGAUUAAAAAUAAUGACAGUGACUUUUAUGUGGACUUUUCUAAAGAAGAAAAACAUAUUCAGAAGGAUUAUGGUGAUGGAAAAGGUACAGCCAAGAAUUUACUGGAUAAAAUUGCAGAUUUGGAGAGUGAGGCCCAGAAGUCUUUCAUGCAUCGAUUCAACAUUGCAGCAGAUCUUGUGGACAACGCAAAAAAUGCUGGUCAACUGGGCUUUGCAGGGAUCCUAGUCUGGAUGAGGUUUAUGGCGACAAGACAGCUUGUGUGGAACAAAAACUAUAAUGUUAAGCCACGGGAGAUAAGCAAAGCGCAAGAUAGGCUUACGGACGUUCUCCAGGAUCUUUAUGCAAGUUCGCCAGAGUACAGAGAACUUUUGAGGAUGAUAAUGUCUACUGUUGGUCGAGGGGGUGAAGGAGAUGUCGGGCAGCGAAUCCGAGACGAAAUUCUAGUCAUCCAGAGGAAAAAUGACUGCAAGGGUGGAAUUAUGGAGGAGUGGCAUCAGAAGUUGCAUAAUAACACUAGUCCAGAUGAUGUUGUCAUCUGUCAGGCAUUGAUGGAUUAUGUCAAAAGUGACUUUGACAUGAGUGUUUACUGGAAGACCUUGAAUGAUAAUGGCAUAACCAAAGAGCGACUCUUAAGUUAUGAUCGUGCCAUACAUUCUGAACCAAGUUUUAGAAGAGAACAAAAGGAUGGUCUUUUGCGUGAUCUUGGACACUAUAUGAGGACUUUAAAGGCUGUUCAUUCAGGGGCAGAUCUUGAGUCGGCUAUUCAAAAUUGCAUGGGCUACCAAGAUGACGGUGAAGGUUUCAUGGUUGGGGUGCAAAUAAAUCCUGUAUCAGGACUGCCUUCUGGAUAUCCAGACUUGCUUCGUUUCGUUCUAGAACAUGUUGAAGAAAAGAAUGUAGAGCCACUUCUUGAGGGUUUGCUUGAAGCUCGCCAAGAGAUAAGGCCGCUUCUGAUGAAGUCCCAUGACCGCCUUAAGGAUCUGUUAUUCUUGGACCUGGCUCUCGAUUCUACUGUCAGAACAGCUAUUGAAAGAGGUUAUGAACAAUUGAAUGAUGCUGGACCUGAGAAAAUCAUGUACUUCAUCAGCUUAGUUCUUGAAAAUCUUGCCCUUUCUUCAGAUGACAAUGAAGACCUUAUCUACUGCUUGAAGGGAUGGCAAUUUGCCCUCGACAUGUGCAAGAGCAAAAAAGAUCAUUGGGCUCUGUAUGCAAAAUCUGUUCUCGACAGAAGCAGACUAGCACUGGCAAGCAAAGCUGAGAGGUACCUUGAAAUUUUGCAACCAUCGGCUGAAUAUCUUGGAUCUUGUCUCGGCGUCGAGCAAUGGGCUGUUACCAUAUUCACUGAAGAGAUCAUUCGAGCUGGAUCUGCAGCAGCAUUGUCGUCACUUGUUAACCGACUUGACCCUGUUCUUAGGCAGACUGCAAACUUGGGAAGUUGGCAGGUCAUUAGUCCUGUAGAGGUCGUCGGAUAUGUCAUUGUUGUGGAUGAAUUGCUCACUGUACAGAAUAAAACCUACGACAGACCUACAAUUAUAGUUGCAAACAGAGUGAGAGGAGAGGAGGAAAUUCCUGAUGGUGCAGUUGCAGUACUGACACCUGACAUGCCGGAUGUACUAUCUCAUGUUUCUGUUCGAGCAAGAAAUGGAAAGAUCUGCUUUGCCACAUGUUUUGAUUCUGGAAUCUUAUCCGAUCUCCAAGGGAAGGAUGGAAAACUUUUGAGCCUGCAACCAACCUCUGCAGAUGUAGUCUAUAAAGAGGUAAACGAUAGUGAGCUUUCGAUUCUAAGUUCGGACAACAUAGAAGAUGCCCCUCCAAGCAUUUCUUUGGUCAAGAAACAGUUUGCGGGUAGAUAUGCUAUAUCAUCUGAGGAGUUCACAAGUGACUUGGUUGGUGCUAAAUCAAGAAAUAUUGGAUAUCUGAAAGGAAAAGUUCCUUCUUGGGUUGGUAUCCCAACUUCAGUUGCGUUGCCGUUUGGUGUUUUUGAGAAGGUUAUCUCCGAAAAGGCGAAUCAGACGGUGAAUGAGAAAUUACUAGUAUUGAAGAAAACUCUUGAUGGGGGGGACCAAGGUGCUCUGAAGGAAAUUCGUGAGACACUUUUGGGACUGGUUGCACCCGCAGAACUGGUUGAAGAACUGAAAAGUACUGUGAAAAGUUCUGACAUGCCAUGGCCGGGUGAUGAAGGUGAACAGAGAUGGGAGCAAGCUUGGGAAGCCAUUAAAAAGGUCUGGGCUUCAAAAUGGAAUGAGAGAGCGUACUUCAGCACGAGAAAAGUAAAACUGGAUCAUGACUAUCUCUGCAUGGCUGUUUUGGUCCAAGAAGUCAUCAAUGCGGAUUACGCAUUUGUUAUUCACACAACUAACCCAUCUUCUGGAGAUUCAUCAGAGAUUUACGCUGAGGUUGUCAAAGGUCUUGGUGAAACUCUUGUAGGAGCAUAUCCCGGUCGGUCUUUAAGUUUCAUCUGCAAGAAAGACAACCUCGAUUCGCCUCUGGUGUUGGGAUACCCAAGCAAACCAAUUGGGCUGUUCAUUAGACGUUCAAUCAUCUUCAGAUCUGACUCCAAUGGAGAAGAUCUCGAAGGUUAUGCAGGUGCAGGCCUUUAUGACAGUGUACCAAUGGACGAGGAAGACAAAGUUGUGCUGGAUUACACAACAGAUCCUCUGAUUACUGACGAGAGCUUCCGGAAAAAGAUUCUCUCAGACAUCGCACGCGCGGGAGAUGCAAUUGAGAAACUCUAUGGAACUGCACAAGACAUUGAAGGUGUGAUCAGAGACGGGAAGCUCUAUGUCGUCCAGACAAGACCACAAGUGUGAUCAAAUUCUUCGACCACUUGUGUUACGUUACGUUUUCUGUCCAGUAAACUUCUUAUUUGCUCUAUAAGCAAAGAGUAUAGCAUAAGCAUAUAGUGUAGUACAAUAUAUGUAGUACAAAAACAUUUGGCAUUACCAUUAAGAUAUUAGAUAUAAUAAAUAAACAAGUGUUAAUUAGA
This is a messenger RNA of Camelina sativa (false flax), 3057 nucleotides long. The record is from RefSeq and is a predicted model, not a curated record. NCBI's taxonomy places the organism in Eukaryota, Viridiplantae, Streptophyta, Magnoliopsida, Brassicales, Brassicaceae.